This is a messenger RNA of Paramecium sonneborni, 3785 nucleotides long. The record is from the annotation of a GenBank genome assembly. Lineage: Eukaryota; Ciliophora; Oligohymenophorea; Peniculida; Parameciidae.
AUGAAUAAUACAUCUGCGCUUUAAUAAACAAUACACAAUUAUUGUUUAUAAUCAUAUUCUGCAGGAGAUUUUACGGUAUUAAUUCAAUUUGAUUAUUAAUAGAAGAAUCAAUAAGUUUUAGAACAAUUAAGAAAAUUCAUUUUGGAUUGGAAUAAUUUACAAAUAUUAAGAAACAUUAUAGAAAUUGAUUGUAAAUAAGAAACUACUUUUGUGAUUUACUCAUUACUUCAAAAAGCAAUAGCUUCAGGUUAUAAAUUUAUUAAUGUACUUUCAAUUCCAUAGAGAUAAUCUUAAAGUUAUGAAGAAUAUGAAAGGUGUAUAUAAAUGAUAAAUAUUUUAGUAAUGAAAGAAAACAUUAUACUACAAUUGUAACAACUCAUUUGGAUAUUGUGGUAAAUUAUUUUUCAAAAGGUUUACAACAUCAAACUUAUGUUUAAAAUACUGUUUUGUUUGCCUUAGCUUUUAUGAUGAGAAAAUAUUGGUCUGAAAUAAUAGCUCCAGAAUAAAUGGUGGAAAAACUUAUUAACACAUUUUUUUAAACUUAAAAUUUUUAAAUUUUAACUUUAGGAUGCAAACUAUUUGAUAAUAUAUUAAGUUGUGUUCGCUAAUAUUAUUAUGCAACUGGUUAUCUAGAAUUUAGAAAAGUCAUGAUGGGCUUUCAAAGGUUAUUAUUAGUAUAAUUAAUAUUCUUAGAUAAUCCUUAUCAACUUUAUUAGAGCAUACUCAUAAACUUGUCUAAAAUUCAUUAAAAAUGGGAACCUUCUUACAAAUUUAUUAAUUAGACAAAUCUUAUGCUGAUUAAUUAAUUUAAUUACUUAAUUCAUUCUUAACAUUUAAUUUCAAUCUAAGUUUCUAUGAAAUUGAUGUUGAUCAUGAUACUAAAGAAAAUUUCAUAAUCAGUGUAUAAAAUAAUAAAAUUAUAGUUUCCUGAUUCUUAUUUUAAAAUAAUUAAUGAUGAAAAAUUGAAUCAAGAGUAUUUUAGAGCAAUUAUUGAAUUUUAUUCUAUAGAUUAAACCAUAUCAAUUAAAAUACUUAGUAUAAUAUAGAGAAUUUCAUCUGCAAGAUUAUCAUUAUUUAUUUCAAAGCAUAAUUUUAAAAAAAUUGUUAGACGAACUCUUUGGGAAGGUUUACUUUUCCUGUUAAGUAAUUAUGAAUUAUAUUUAAACAACAUUGAUUUUUUUAAUGAAGUUUGUUCUUUUGCUAUAAGAUUAGUUGUAUGUUUGUAUAAGUUAUUUAUUAGUCAAAUUUUACUUUAAAAAAACUAAGAAAAUUUUAGGAUUUGUUUGAUUAAUGUGUAAAAUAAUUAAAUUAAAUAAAUCAAAGAAUUCUCAAUAAUUAAGGAAUAAAACUAUCUUCAAAUAGCGUUUUCAUUAAACUAUAGGAAGUUUGGCAUCAAUUUUUAUUCUAAAUUAAUAUAUAUAGUUCUCAAUAUUUACAAUAAUUUGAACUACUUUAAAAUUCUGUCAAUAUGAGUUUUAAGUUAUUAAUCCAUGCAUUUUAUAAUGGAAAUCCAUUUUCUGAAAUACCAUCCAAUUAUCCUAUUAAAAAAAUAAAAAAGUACUUAGACAAAAGCUUUCAUUUGUGUAUUUAAGUUUAUCAACAAAAUACAGUUGAAUGUAUAAAUCUGAUUUCCGAAUUAUUAAAAAAUUUACCCAUUUAUGUAUAAAAUAAUAAAUUAUAUUAGCAAGUAUAAACAUUAUAACCAUAAGAACAAUUAAUUACAUUAUGUAAAUAAUUAAUCAAAUUAUAGAAAAAUUUAGUGCUUUAUUAUGUUUAAUUUCUGCUCUUGUUUUAAGUCCAGCCUAAUUAGAAUUACUAAGUGGAGAAUCAUAAUUUCACUUAAACAAAUAAGAAGGUCACCCUUAAGCUUGUAUGUUAUUAUAAGGAGUUCUUAACUUGAUUGCAUUUACAAAUAAAAUUAACAUUCCAGCAGAUGUAAAAAUAAUCUAAUAUGAAAAUAGAAUUAUGUUUGCAAACUUUAUCACACUAGUAUUCUCAUAUUUAUUCACACAUAUAUAUCUUAAACUAUAGAGAAUCUAUAUUAUGAAGAGACAUAAAAAAUAGUCAUAUCUUAAUCGUAAUUGUAAUUAUUUAGAUUAAUAAUAGAUCAAUGAGUUUGGGAAAAGAUAAUUAAAUAUAAUCAAAUUAUUUAAUAGUUAUAGAGAAUUGUUUAGAGAAAUGGUAAUUAAUAUAUUUGAAAUAAAUUUAAGUUUUUAAAUAUUUACUUUUCACGAUCCUGACUUAGUGGAAUAUAGUUUUAUAAUUUUGUAAUACACAUAUGAAAAGUAUUUUUUUAUUUCUAUUUUAGAUUAAAGAGAUAACUUGAUAGAAGAUUUUUUAGAUAGAGUUCUAUAAGUAGUAUGUUAAAACAAUUUUUCUUAUAGAUGGAUUUAACAUGUUUUAAUGAAGUUUAAUAUAUAAAAAAAAGAAAAUAAGUUUACAAAUUAGUUUCUUUAGUUUGGGUUGAUGAUUUAUUUGAUGAUUAUGUUCCAGCAUUAGUUGAAAUUUAUAACUAAAUAAAAAAAUCUCUAACAAAUGAAACUAAUAAAAUAAAUAUGCUAAAAUAUUUGUGGGAUAUGAUUGGAGUAGUAGAUGAAUUAGAAGUAGAUAAUAUAUAUAGAGUAUUCUUAAGAAUUGUGUAAUAAUAAAAAAUUAUAAAAAUAGUUUUUCUGAUUUAUCAUCUCUUUUGUCAACUGACAACACUCAAAUAUUUGUAAAAGAUUAUGAUUCAUCUUUAGGAUUAACUGCACUAUUAUGUUCAAUAUUUAAAAAUAAGUAAGAUAAUAAUUUUAAUUAAUUUUAGAAAUACACGAUUAUCAAGUGAAAAUAUAUAAAUUCUACUUUAUUAAAUUUAUGGUAAAGCUACAACCUUUUUUAUUACUUCUAUUGAUUAUUUAUUAUUAUCAGUUUAAACUAGUUUACAAUAAGGUGAGUAAGUGAAGGAUGGUAUAUUGAAGACAGCUGCAAAAUUGUUAAAAGUUAUGGGAUAGAUUUCGAAUUCUAAACAAAUUAAUUAAGGAUUUUUUGUAAUCUACUAAGAUUCAUCAUAUUUAAGCUUGUUCAAAAAAUAAUUAUAACUUAUAACUGUCUUUAAACCUUUAUUUCUUAAUUUGAUAAAAUAUAAAAAGUAUUUGUUUGAAUGUUUGGAAGGAAUCUGUUCAGAACACAGUGAAACAUUAGCUUAUCGAUGUGGUUCAGAUGUUUAUUUAGAAUUGUUAAUUAUAUCAGAAAGUACAUUAAAAGAAAUAUUAAAUUUUAAAUAACUUAAAGGUGAAGAAUAAAUUAAUGAAGAAGCAUUUUAAUUAUCAUAAAUUGCUAGCAUACUAUGCAAUGUGAUGCAAUUUUUAAUAUAAGAAGGAGUUAUUGGUGAAUAAGUUGAUAUAGAAAUGAUAAAGAAAAAAACAUUAGAAGUUUACACUAUCGGCAAAACUGUUUUAAAUUCCAUUUUUUCAUUAGCCUUUACAAUUAUUGUUGCAUUUCCUAAAAUUUUAAAAUUUUCAACUCCCAAUAGCGAAAUUAUAUUUGCAAUUUCUUUAUUUAAUCCAAUUGAGGUAUAUAUUUAACUUAAUUUAGUAUUAAUAAUUACUGGUUCAAUUAGUUUAAGAAUAUAAAAAUACUCUUGUAUUGCCAAUGUAAACUCUAGAGUUAAUUUCAUUAGGAUAUUAAGGUAUAUUAAAUAACUUUAAUUAGUUUUGAACAACUAUUUGAAUAGUACUACAAAAGAGUUAUUUACUAAAUAAAUAAAAUAAGCAUUAGAAUAUAUUUGUUCAUAAGAAGAAAUAUGA